AUGCUUCUAUCUCUUGUGUUCCUCGCUACCGCCGCAGCGGCCAUACCCUCUCCACCGGCCUACGACUAUGGCUUCGAAGCGGCCAAAGUGGUCAAGCGCCAGACACAGGAUCCAAUCAUUGUCACCAAGCUGCCUUCCAUAAACGGAACUAUUCCUAACCGCCCCGACAUCAGAGAGUUGAAGGAGAACCCCUUCAAGUGGAAUCUCUUCCUCCUUGCUUCAAGCAUGUUUCAGUUUACGAAUCAAAGCGAACAGCUAUCGUGGUAUCAGAUCGCAGGUAUUCACGGCGUUCCUUUCGUCCCCUGGAACGGCGUGCCCGGCGUACCGGGAGGCGAAGAAAGGGGCUACUGCACCCACAUGUCCAUUCUCUUCCCAUCGUGGCAUCGCGUAUAUCUUGCUUUGUACGAGAUGAUUGCCUCGUGGUUCCCAGACCCCACGGAACGAGCUUACUACCAAGCCGCUGCGAUAGACUUCCGAAUCCCAUACUGGGACUGGGCUACUACACCGCCGCUCGGAGAAAGCGUCUACUUGUCUGAAUUCGAGCAGCCUGCAAUUCAAGUGUAUGGCCCUAACGGAUGGCAGACCAUUGCCAACCCAUUAUACAGCUACAAGUUCCGGCCGCUGGACCCGCAGGUGUUUUCCCAAGGCGAUACGCAGUACGACUCAGUGGAGGCCUUGCACGAUGCAAUGCACGUGUUGGUGGGCGACCGCGGCCAUCUGUAUUACAUUCAGUAUUCGGCAUUCGAUCCGGUGUUCUUCUUGCACCAUGCCAUGGUGGAACGAAUAGUCGCCAUGUGGCAAGUUCUGUAUCCUACCGCCUGGGUCACUUCUCAAGCCGCAAUGGAGCCUUCCUUUACCAUGUCGUCAGGGACCGUUCAAAACUGGCUCACGGAACUCAAGCCAUUCUAUGCGGACGCCAAUGGCACCUUUUGGAACUCGGCGAUGGCCAGAGACACUACGGCCUUCGGAUAUGCGUACGCAGAAACGAAUCCGAGUCUGGGAAUCCACAAGUUUGAGGAACAAGCUCGCCUCAUAGCAACUAUCAACAGACUAUACGGCUCAUCCAGCCCCUCAGGUCUGGCCCGGAAGCAACGGAGAGUAGCGUCCAAAAGAGAGGGGGGGCCGCUAUCCCAAGUUCGAAAGGGAACUACUUCAAAGCAUGUGCUAGACUUUUCACAAGACCCUGACCUUGAGACCAAAGUAGCGACUGAGGACGACAUGUACACCGAAUGGGUCGCCAAUAUUCAUGUUCAGAAUGGAGCAUUGAAUGGCUCGUUUGCAAUCCAUUUCUUCCUAGGUGAAGUUCCCGAAGAAGCCCCUUCUUGGGCAUCUGCACCGAAUCUCGUCGGAUCAAUGAGCGUAUUUGCGAUGAAGAACAUGGGUUCAGGCAAUCAUGUGUCCGGAACAGUUCCUCUGACAUCGGCCUUGAUGCACAUGGUCUGGGCGAGAACUAUCUCAGGGCUUGAACCCGAUGAGAUCCUUUUCCGAAGCUUCAGCCUUCCGUCACCCAGAACUGCCAACCUCAGUCGCGAGGUCUCGCAUCCAGUCGUCUUUGCAUUUGACGAAAGACACGCUCAACGCACGAACGCCGCCGCUAAAAUGAAACUCGUCAGAUUUUUGAUGAAAUGCGCCAAUGAGACGGUGACAAUCGAACUCAAGAAUGGCACCAUCGUUCACGGCACCAUCACCUCGGUCUCGCCGCAGAUGAACACGGCGCUGCGCACAGUCAAGAUGACACCGCGGGGCCAGGACGCCGUCUCGCUCGAUACCAUGAACAUCCGCGGCUCGACGAUCCGAUACUUUAUCCUGCCCGACUCGCUGCCUCUCGACACACUGCUCAUCGACGACCAACCGAAGCCCAAGAACAAGGCGCGCAAGGAGGCGGAGCGCGGCGGCCCCGUCCGCGGAGGAAGAGGCGGCCCCAGAGGAAGAGGCCGUGGUCGGGGACGCGGUCGCGGACGUGGUUGA
Molecule: messenger RNA, 1968 nt
Organism: Colletotrichum lupini
Lineage: Eukaryota; Fungi; Ascomycota; Sordariomycetes; Glomerellales; Glomerellaceae
Exons: 7
Coding region: 1-1968 (655 amino acids)
Biological process (GO): spliceosomal snRNP assembly; RNA processing
Cellular component (GO): U12-type spliceosomal complex; precatalytic spliceosome; U5 snRNP
Molecular function (GO): RNA binding; oxidoreductase activity
Source: RefSeq, a predicted model, not a curated record